Messenger RNA from Scleropages formosus (Asian bonytongue), 980 nucleotides. It is a transcript of the gene tprkb, whose product is annotated as Tp53rk binding protein. Gene Ontology annotation, cellular component: EKC/KEOPS complex; cytosol; nucleus. The coding region runs from base 89 to 637 and encodes 182 amino acids. NCBI's taxonomy places the organism in Eukaryota, Metazoa, Chordata, Actinopteri, Osteoglossiformes, Osteoglossidae. The record is from RefSeq and is a predicted model, not a curated record. Gene Ontology annotation, biological process: tRNA threonylcarbamoyladenosine modification. The transcript has 4 exons.
CGGAAGUACACAUUACUCUCAGCGACCCACGUUCAAAGUAGUGAUAUUGUCACACAGUAGUUGGUUUCUUGGUUCGGGGGGAUUUCGCAUGCUACCCGCAGUUUCGGAAAUGCACCAAAGUCAGCAGCUGGACUUAUUUCCUGGGUACUCUGUGACACAAUGCCUCUUCAAAGACGUGAGAAACGCCGCAGAGCUCAGGAAAAGUGCCGUCGGCGGGGAGAUCCAGGGCGCCUUGAUAAACCCCUCGAUGAUUGUCGAUCCUUUCCAGAUCGUAGUUGCUGCAAAUAAAGCUUUUCAUCUGCAGAAGGUUGGCAAAAUGAAGACGAGAAGUCUUUACUCUGAAGUCAUUUUCAAUCUUUCACCAACAAAUAAUAUAUCGGAAUCCUUCAAGAAGUUUGGGAUUGCUGACAACGACAACACUGUCCUCAUUGUUCUCAUUCAUUCUAAAGAAGAUGAAUAUUACAUUGAUGAUAUUCGGUCCAAAAUAGACGGUGAACAGAUUCCAGUUGAGCUCAUCUCCACCUUAAGUGAUGUCCCAAAGAUUAAAAAGCUGUACAAGGUCACUGCUCAGGAGGACUGUGUCGGGACUCUGCUAGAGGCCGUGCUGUGCAGGAUGGCUGUGAAGGAUGUGCUGUAGUAAAACAGUAGAUUCCAGUUGCAUUCUGCUCAGGUUUUUCUUUUUAUAAAAAGAUUUUGUGUGAUGUUACAGUAAUUCCUGAUAUGUCAGUUGAUUGUUUUGUGAAUCAAACUUUUUUAAAGUGACAGAUCAGAGGUAACAGGGACAGGUGCUUUUUUUGGUAGUAAUGAUUUGUACAGUAUAGACACAAGCUAUAUUUUUCAUUUAAGUGUGAAUUUGAACUGAGAUUUCUGACAGAUCUUUAAAUAUGAGAAUGUAAUUAAAAAAUGGCUUUUACUUUGUCUUUUUGCAGUAGCAGGAAUUCAUUAGGUUGAAACUGUAUCCCAAGUUUUAAUAUAUUUUG